CCCAAAAAACAAACGAAUUUUGUAUUUUUAAAAGCAAAUGUUUAAAAAUAUUAAGAAGCACUUAUAGCCAGGCGACGACAGAGAGAAAAAAUGCCCGAAAAAGAGACAGGGAAUAUCUAAGAUUUUAAGAACUAAGCCUGCUUCAAUUUGAAUUUAUAUCAUACAAUUACACAACAAACAAAAAACACCCACAAAAAAAGUAUAAAAAAAUUUAUAAAAAAUUUGCUAAAAAAAUUAUAUGUUUGAUGUUUGCUUUCAAUGAUGCAUAAACAUGAUUUUCUUUGCCCGUCAGCGAAAUUCGUUGAAACUUACCUACACCCCAGAAAAUUUCGGGUUUCAGGCGGAAUUGGUGAUUAUGCAAAAUCGGUUUCGGUUUUUUCAAUGAUUUCUUGCAUUUUUGGGAAACCCCAUGGAUGCUGAACCAAAAUGACCGAAUUCGAAGUGCGUCAUCACUUCAACGCCGAUGGAUCACGAUCCGCAAAUCAAGGCCUUCAUUGCAACAUCGUUAACAUCCGCUAAUUGUCAGAGCAAUGAAUAAUGAAAGUUCCGAUAUUUGUAUUUAUUCAUUCAUAUCUUCAGGGUGAAUCGGUCGGCAGUUCGAGAGAUCUCUGGUAGAUGUGGGCAGCUUCGCUGUUUGACCAUCAAUAAUCCAGUUAAGGCCGAGUUCGACAUGGUGGUCUGACUCUCUCGGCAAAAUGGAUUCACAUUUCUUAUAAAUUAAUCUUUAAUUCCCAUUCCAUCUGUCCACCGUCCACCGGCAUUUCUCUUCGCCUUCUCGCGACGUGAUGCCAUAAAAUAGUUAUUAAAACUUUAAGUGGUGUGUUAAAUUGCACACUAAAAAGCUCAAGUCAUUAUUUACAUAAUUUACACUAUUAUCCGAGUAUGAAUGUUGGUGAAUGUUUGUUUCUUACGGAGCAUAAGCAUGAUCAGAAACCGCCAUUUCAAGUUUAAAAAAGAUUUCUUUUUAGUUUUGGUCAGGCCAAGAAGCUUGGUGCUUUACGUUUCAUGGAAGCUACAAUUCAAUAAUUGGCUAGUAACAAUUAGUUCACAUAUAAGUAAUUUGAAAUACACAUUUAUGAAGGCUAAAAUUAUAUUAUUUUUAAUAAAAUACGAAGGCUGGGGCUGCCAUUAGAUUAAAAACUUUUUAAAACAGGGAAAUAUUUAAAAAAAAACCUUACAUAAACGAAUGGAAAAGUACUCACAAUACAUUAUUUCAAAGUUGAGUUUUAAAGAAUAGAAACAUGAAAAUGUUUUCGAUAAGAUUAUGGUGACUUUGCCAUGAGAUAAGAAAUAGCAUAAAAUCAAAAAUGUGGCCCACACGAUCUCUUCUGAAAAAUUUGGUAAAUAUCCAAAUAAAUAUGUACCUAUAGUACAUUUUUUUCAUUAGUUUUCGCUUCAAUUGACAGACCCUUGAGCCGCGUCAAUUACCUAAGUCUGGGGCCAAUUUGAUGGAGUGCAAACAGUGGGUCGACUGGCGGGCGUUGACGGACCACAAAAGCGGCGAGAGAAACACUGAUACCAUUGAACAGCCCAAUGACUUACAUUUGCCAAGAGCCAAGCGAAGGAGAAAGUGAAAUUUUGCAUUUCUCGGCGGCCGGCAGCAGCAGAGACAAUAACAACGUCAAUGGGUUUGGUGUCUGGGCCAUUGCCAUCGGCGGCGACCGGUGAGCGGUAUGGAGAGACCCGAGCGGACCAGAUCGGACCGGCUGCAGGCCCAAAAGCCAAGCUCAGACUUCAGUCGCGGUUUUCAGCUCGACACAAGCAGACGGACGUCGUUAAAAACGCAGACGCGGCUUAAACCGCACGGAAAACGCACCGAAAACGAAAGUGCUUAGCGCGCGACUUGAAUCGCUAAGAGAUUUUGAAGGAGGCGGGGGCAAUAUACCCAUCCGUAAACAUUACGUGUCAUCAUGCCGCCGGCUGGGCAUCAACUCCGGCUUGCAGCCCUUGUUUACAUGGCAUUAUGUCUGCUGGGCCACGGGCUCUUAUGCAAUGCCAGCGAUGGUGAAACUAGGCAAAAAUACGCCAAUGAAUCACUCGCGGACGCAGAUGCUCCAGUUUGGUCGCAGUUUCUCGAAGACUACGUCUUGAGCCAGAGCAGCAGCAGCGGUCAGCGAAAGUCAAAAGAUCUGCCGUUUAUGGGUGGAGAUAUGGGCAUGAAUGGACCGCUAAACUAUCACUCAUCCGCCUACAAGCGACCCGGCAACAACAUCUACAUCACCCGGAGAAUUGGCGAAGCCGUGGAGCUGGAGCCACAUCUGCGAAAGCCCGUGGAGAGCCAGAGUCCGAUUGUGAAUCCCCAGUUCCGACCCAUGACCAACCAGAUGUUGCACCAGCAACAGCAGCAACAUCAACAGAUGCAACAGCAGCAGCAACAGUUGCAGCAGCGUCAGCAACCUGGUUUCCUGCAGCAACUCUUUGGCAUUGGUGGCAGCACCGGAGGAGGUGGCAAUCCUCCACAGCAAUAUGUGCGCCCGGUGCCACUGCAGCAGCAGCCAGUGCAACAGCCACCGCAGCAACACCUUCAACAGCAGCAGCAACAUGGUGUUGGAGGUGGCGGCCAGCCAACCACUUUCCGGGCUGUUUCCGAAAACGAUCUUUACUUGCUGGGAGCCAUCGAGAAAUUGGUGUACCGAGUGGACUACCUGGAAAGCCGGGUGCGGCGUUCGGAGCAGCUGAUAUACUACUUAAUGGCCGGGAACAACCAGAAGGAGGUGAAGGAUCCCUGCCCGACGAACUUCACCCGCAUCAGCGAUAAUUGCUACUACAUCAACAGCCAACAGCAGGUCAACUGGAAGACGGCAAACUCGGCCUGCAAGGCACUCAAUUCGCACCUGGCCGAGUUCGAGAAGGUGUCGGAGAACGAGGAGAUCAUGGCCUAUCUGCUCAAUCAGCCAGCUCACAGGGGUCGCGAUUACUGGCUGGGUGGCCUUAACCCGGGACUACUGUGGAUCUGGUCAAACUCCGCCAAGCCAGUGAAUCCCAACAUGAACCUCACUUCGAUUGCGAUGUCGCAAAAGGGGGAGAACUCCACGGCCGCCAACCUGGUGGACAGUUUGGAACAGGCGGCAGAAGAGGCUGCGGCCGAGGACGUGCUGAACAACACGGUUCAGAUCGAGGGCAAGGGUCGCUGCCUCCGGUUGAGCUACAAUGCCGGGAAGCACAGCUACGUGUACUUCGGACAGGAGUGCACCUCGCGGCACUACUACAUCUGCGAGCACGAGGACAAGACGCUGGACAACAAGAUCAAGAAGAUCACCCGCGAGCUAAAGCUCUUCGAGUGAGGAUGGGAUCUAAUCCGAUCCGAUCCUCAUGUGAUACUUCCAGUUACCUAGCCAUACAUGUAGAUCGCUUAAUUUCGAAUGAAUUUAUUCUUGUGUUACACAUUUAAUAUUUAUAAAUAUUUAUACAAUUAAUAAACAUAGCUGAUAGUUUUCAAAA
This is a messenger RNA of Drosophila ficusphila, 3441 nucleotides long. RefSeq lists its product as uncharacterized. The transcript is spliced from 3 exons. The record is from RefSeq and is a predicted model, not a curated record. The coding region runs from base 1911 to 3284 and encodes 457 amino acids. Lineage: Eukaryota; Metazoa; Arthropoda; Insecta; Diptera; Drosophilidae.